Molecule: messenger RNA, 2475 nt
Organism: Glycine soja
Lineage: Eukaryota; Viridiplantae; Streptophyta; Magnoliopsida; Fabales; Fabaceae
Product: protein NRT1/ PTR FAMILY 8.1-like
Exons: 4
Coding region: 529-2259 (576 amino acids)
Biological process (GO): oligopeptide transport; transmembrane transport
Cellular component (GO): membrane
Molecular function (GO): tripeptide transmembrane transporter activity
Source: RefSeq, a predicted model, not a curated record
UUUUGAAAUUAAGGGGCCAUUGUCAUAAAACCUUAUAUGUUCUUGUGAUUGCAAAAGUAUGCUAAAAUGUCAUUCAGAACUUUAACUCCAUUACUGGUUUUGUGUCUCUGAAUAGUGUUGUGUUUUCCUUUUAAUAAUAUCAAAUUGGUAGAGCUUCUAAGGCUUCUCUAUUUCAUCCCUGCAGACUGCAGUUCUACAUUAAUUCUUUGUGAUUAUAACUAUCACUUUGUACCACUAAUAAUCCCAAAUCACAAUGUUGCCAUCAAAUGUGUUUGCGAAGGAUUGUGAUUGGAGCUUCAUGAGCUAACAUAUUCAUUGCUUUGCUGAAUCUCUCUUUGCUAUUCCUACUUCAUAAACACCCUCAAAUCAAGUAUUUAUAAUAUGAAAUUCAUGAUAGCAAUCUGUUUAAUUUUCGUGUACCUUUUGCCGAUUAUUUUGUUUACUCAUUUCCAGCACCCUGCAAACAGACAUUUGUAGUAGAUAUCAAAGAGAACAAGAAGCAGCAAAUAGGAAAUCUGCUGUGAAACCAUGGGAGAUGUCAAAAAAUCACAUGAUGAGGCAGAAGAUAGUUUAUACACAGAAGAUGGGACAGUUGAUAUUUACAAAAAGCCUGCCAUCAAGAAAAAAACUGGAAAUUGGAAAGCAUGCCGCUUCAUACUUGGAAAUGAAUGCUGUGAAAGAUUGGCAUAUUAUGGCAUGAGUACAAACCUAGUGAACUAUCUGCAGACCCGUUUCCAUCAAGGAAAUGCAACUGCUGCAACUAAUGUCUCAACCUGGUCAGGGACAUGCUACAUCACCCCAUUACUUGGAGCCUUUUUAGCUGAUUCAUACAUGGGAAGAUACUGGACAAUUGCUAGUUUCUCAACUAUCUAUGUCAUAGGAAUGUCACUUUUAACCUUUUCUGCUAUUGCCCCUGGAUUAAAGCCUUCAUGUGGUGCUAAUGGUUGCUAUCCGACAUCAGGACAAACUACAGCUUGCUUUAUAGCACUCUACUUGAUUGCUCUUGGAACUGGUGGUAUCAAACCAUGUGUCUCAUCUUUUGGUGCUGACCAAUUUGAUGAAAAUGAUGACUUUGAGAGGAAAAAGAAGAGCUCUUUUUUCAAUUGGUUUUAUUUCUCAAUUAAUAUCGGUUCGCUCAUUGCUUCCUCAGUGUUAGUUUGGAUACAGAUGAAUGUGGGUUGGGGUUGGGGAUUUGGAGUACCUACUGUAGCAAUGGUCAUUGCAAUUACAUUUUUCUUUAUUGGAAGUAAAUGGUACAGACUUCAACUGCCCGGUGGUAGUCCCCUUACAAGGAUUUGUCAGGUUAUAGUGGCAGCAUCCAGGAAAGCUAGGCUACAAGUGCCAGAUAAUAAGUCUCUUCUUUAUGAGACUGCAGAUGUAGAGUCUAAUAUCAAAGGGAGCCGCAAACUUGGACACACAAAUGAGUUAAAGUGUUUGGACAAGGCAGCAAUAGAGACAGAAUCUGACCACACUAAUUGGCCAAAUUCAUGGAGGCUGUGCACAGUGACACAAGUUGAGGAGCUCAAAUCCAUAAUUCAUUUGCUCCCAGUUUGGGCAACCAUGAUUGCCUUUGCAACCGUGUACAGUCAAAUGAGCACCAUGUUUGUGUUACAAGGCAACAAAAUGGACCAACACAUUGGUCAACACUUCACAAUUCCCUCAGCAUCCCUCUCCCUCUUUGACACCCUUAGUGUCAUCUUCUGGGCCCCAGUGUAUGAUCGCAUGAUUGUCCCAUUUGCAAGAAAGUUCACUGGCCAUGAACAAGGAUUCACACAGCUUCAACGCAUAGGCAUCGGCCUUGUCAUCUCCAUCAUCUCCAUGAUUGUUGCUGGCAUUUUAGAGGUUGUUCGCCUUGAUAUUAUCAGAAAAAACAACUACUAUGAUCUUGAAACCGUUCCCUUGUCAAUCUUCUGGCAAGUGCCUCAGUACUUCCUUAUAGGAGCUGCAGAGGUUUUCACAAACAUUGGUCAAAUGGAGUUCUUUUAUGGAGAGGCUCCUGAUGCUAUGAGAAGCUUGUGUUCGGCUUUGCAACUCACUACAAAUGCAUUGGGAAAUUAUGUGAGUACUUUGCUUGUUUUAAUUGUGACAAAAGUCACCACAAGCCAUGGAAGAAUUGGUUGGAUCGCAGACAAUCUAAACAAGGGUCAUCUUGAUUACUUCUACUGGCUUUUGACAGUUCUUAGCUUGCUUAACUUCCUUGUGUAUCUGUGGAUUGCAAAGAGGUAUAAAUACAAAAAGGUUACAACAAAUACUCAUUGAGAUCUUGGGGUGACCCUUCACAACUUUAUUUGUUACACUAUCGUAUAAUUUGCUAUAUUGGUCUUCCGGUCCAAAUUUUACAUUGACAUUAGAUUUAGCAUCUUUCUUAUAGAUAAUUGUAUUUGCAUAGAUGCUAUUUGGAGUGUGAUGAAAUAAAGAUUGUACUAUUUGAGGUUCCUUGCAAUGAUCUACACUUCUAUGUUCUGCUUGGGGUUA